UUAAAGUCCUCUCCAAACUGAGCUAUUCUAUGGUUACUUUUCUUACAGGUCCCCAGGUCCAGCCACAAUAAAUGUCCAACAGCAGCUCCAUCAGCCACUUCCUCCUGCUGCCAUUGGCAGACAUGCGGCAGCUGCAGCUCCUGCACUUCUGCCUCUUCCUGGGCAUCUCCCUGGCUGCCCUCCUGGGCAACGGCCUCAUCAUCAGCGCCGUAGCCUGCGGCCACCACCUGCACACCCCCAUGUUCUUCUUCCUGCUCAACCUGGCCCUCACUGACCUGGGCUGCAUCUGCACCACUGUGCCCAAAGCCAUGCACAAUUCCCUCUGGGACACCAGGAACAUCUCCUACUCAGGAUGUGCUGCACAGGUGUUCUUUCUGUUCUUCAUAUCAGCAGAGUAUUUCCUCCUGACCAUCAUGUGCUACGACCGCUACGUGUCCAUCUGCAAACCCCUGCACUACGGGACCCUUCUGGGCAGCAGAGCUUGUGCCCACAUGGCAGCAGCUGCCUGGGCCAGUGCCUUUCUCUAUUCACUGCUGCACACAGCCAAUACAUUUUCCCUGCCUCUGUGCCGUGGCAAUGCCCUGGGCCAGUUCUUCUGUGAAAUCCCUCAUAUCCUCAAGCUCUCCUGCUCCAAAUCCUUUUUCAGGGAACUUGGGCUUCUCUCUGUUAGUGCCUGUUUUUUAUUUGGAUGUUUUGUGUUCAUUGUUUCCUCCUAUGUGCAGAUCUUCAGGGCUGUGCUGAGGAUCCCCUCUGAGCAGGGACAGCACAAAGCCUUUUCCACCUGCCUCCCUCACCUGGCUGUGGUCUCAUUGUUUGUCAGCACUGGUAUAUUUACCUACCUGAAGUCCCCCUCCAUCUCCUUGCCAUCCCUGGAUCUGGCACUUUCAGUUCUGUACUCAGUGGUGCCUCCAGCACUGAAUCCAGUCAUUUACAGCCUGAGGAACCAGGAGCUCAAGGAUGGCCUGAGGAAAAUGGUAUUGAAUGCUUUUCAGCAGCAAUAA
This is a messenger RNA of Oenanthe melanoleuca, 1001 nucleotides long. Its product is annotated as olfactory receptor 14I1-like. The coding region runs from base 72 to 1001 and encodes 309 amino acids. Gene Ontology annotation, cellular component: membrane. The record is from RefSeq and is a predicted model, not a curated record. Lineage: Eukaryota; Metazoa; Chordata; Aves; Passeriformes; Muscicapidae. Gene Ontology annotation, biological process: G protein-coupled receptor signaling pathway. Gene Ontology annotation, molecular function: G protein-coupled receptor activity; olfactory receptor activity. The transcript has a single exon.